AUACUCGGCCUAACUCUCCCCCCACCUUUCAAGCCAUUGAAGCGGAUUCUCCCCGGGUCGGAGCCAAAACAACGCGAAGACGCGGUUGCCGAUUGCCCGACGCCGUCCGCGAAGACGCCGCGCGAGCCCGAGCUCACCUGAGCGUUGCUUGACUUCUUUAUAUUCACUACUCGUUCUGUCUUCACUCUUCACCACCAUCUUCUCUCUCUCUUCUCACGCCAUGGCCCCCUCCACCGCUCCUCCCGCCCAUGGCUCCUCUACCAUCGACUCCGACCCCGUCUCCACCGUCCACACCGACUUCCUCGUCGUCGGCGCUGGACCCGCCGGCGCCGCCCUCGCCUGCUUCCUGGGCUCCUACGGCAUCACCGGCCUCAUGAUCUCCGCCGCCCCCGGCACCGCAAACACCCCCCGCGCCCACAUCACAAACAUGGCCGCCCUCGACUGCCUCCGCGACAUCGGCCUCGACUCCGAGUUCGAGGCCCUCUCCUGCAAAGGCGAGCAGUUCAUGAUCCACACCCGCUGGUGCAACUCCAUGGCCGGCGAGGAGUACGCCCGCAUCUACUCCUGGGGCAACGACCCCGCCCGCAAGGGCGAGUACAUCACCGCAUCCCCUUGCAACCCCGUCGACCUCCCCCAGACCCUGCUCGAGCCCGUCCUCGUCAAGCACGCCACCCAGCACGGCUUCUCCACCCGCUUCAACACCUCCCUCCUCUCCUUCGUCGAAGACGACGUCUCCGGUCUCAUCACCGCAACCGUCCGCGACGACGUCUCCCAGGUCGUCUACCAGAUCUCCACAAAGUACCUCUUCGGCGCCGACGGCGCCCGCUCCCGCAUCGUCAAGCAGCUCGACUUCCCCCUCGACGCAAAGCCCCAGCAAGGCCUCGCCAUCAACGUCCUCGUCAAGGCUGACCUCUCCCACCUCGUCGAGUACCGCACCGGCAACCUGCACUGGGUCAUGCAGCCCGAAAAAGAGCACCCCUACUUUGGCUGGCAGGGCAUCGUCCGCAUGAUCAAGCCCUGGUCCGAGUGGAUGUUCAUCCUCUUCCCCGACCGCGCCAUCGACCCCCACAAAGUCAGCCCGUCCAGGGAAGAGUACCUCGCCCGCGUCAAGGACUUUAUCGGCGACGACACCCCUGCGGAAAUCAUCGACGUCUCAAAGUGGUACAUCAACGAGAUCGUCGCCACCCAGUACUCCCACGGCCAGACCAUCUUCUGCCUCGGCGACGCCGUCCACCGCCACCCGCCCAUGAACGGCCUCGGCUCAAACACCUGCAUCCAGGACGCGUUCAACCUCGCGUGGAAGCUCGCGUACGUCCGCGCCGGCUACGCGGACCCGUCCAUCCUCGAGACCUACUCGACCGAGCGCCAGCCCGUCGGCCGCACAAUCAUCACCCGCGCAAACAACGGCUUCCGCGACCACUUCAAGAUCUGGGAGGCCCUCGGCACCUCGCUAGACUCUGUCGAGGAUCGCCGACGCGUUUUGCAAGAGCUGCAGUCGGCUACUCCGGAGGGCAAGAAGCGUCGUGAGGCCCUGCGCAAGGCCAUCCAGGAGUCGUCGCACGAGUUCCACGGUCUCGGGGUCGAGAUGAACCAGCACUACUCCUCCUCCUGCGUGUACGACGCAGACGAGCCAGAGCCGUUCAAGUACACGGGAAAAGCAGCUGAAGACGACGUGCUCUACUACGAGCCCACGACCUACCCGGGCUCGCGUCUGCCGCACGUCUGGCUCAACAAGUCGAUCCCUUGCAAGCCGGUCUCCACCAUCGACCUCGCGGGCCACGGCCAGUUCACGCUCUUCACCGGCAUCGGCGGCGACGCAUGGAAGGAGGCAGUCAGCAAGAUAGCCUCUGUGCCAAUCAAGGCCUACAGCAUCGGCUUCCGCCAGGACUGGGAAGACCCGUACUUUGAGUGGGACCGGCUGCGCGGCGUGGACGAGACGGGCUGCGUGCUGGCGCGACCAGAUCGGUUCAUUGCCUGGCGCGCGCCGUCUGUGCUGGGAAGUGCGGAGGAGUGCGAGGCGAAGCUGAAGAGCGUGCUGAACCACGUCCUGGGCUUUUCGUCGUGAAGCGUGGAUGCAUCUCAAAGCUGUUGUCGUUCUUUAGUUGAUUGUAAUUUUUGUUUGAAUAGCAUAAUA
Molecule: messenger RNA, 2134 nt
Organism: Myxozyma melibiosi
Lineage: Eukaryota; Fungi; Ascomycota; Lipomycetes; Lipomycetales; Lipomycetaceae
Product: FAD binding domain protein
Exons: 1
Coding region: 221-2065 (614 amino acids)
Molecular function (GO): oxidoreductase activity; FAD binding
Source: RefSeq, a predicted model, not a curated record